Ricinus communis (castor bean) is the source of this 2200-nucleotide messenger RNA. RefSeq names its product protein DGS1, mitochondrial. The coding region runs from base 42 to 1871 and encodes 609 amino acids. The transcript has 14 exons. Gene Ontology annotation, cellular component: mitochondrial outer membrane. NCBI's taxonomy places the organism in Eukaryota, Viridiplantae, Streptophyta, Magnoliopsida, Malpighiales, Euphorbiaceae. The record is from RefSeq and is a predicted model, not a curated record.
AAAUCCCAAAUAGUCAUCACGCAUACAACAGCACCGUAUCAAUGAGCGAUCAAGCUACAGAAGACGAACCUAAAAGCCUUCAAAAUGCAGCAUCAAUGGAUGAUGAUCAUGCUAUUCAAGAAGAAACUAAAGGCGUCAAAUUCCUAAUCUCUUUCUACUCCAACUAUCUAUGGAACAGUCUAGCCAAUUUCAAUUUUCUCAGGAAAAUCUCAUUUCUCAGCCGCCAAACAGCAGCUUUCUCCACUUUUCGCAGGCGGAGAGCUUGUCUCCCUCUUCCUUUACCCUCCUACUCUCCUGAAUCUUCUCUGGUAGUGAAAGAGGCAUCUGGUGUAUAUGAUGUUCUGGAGGAUAUAAUUGAACACAUUUUGAUCAAUUUGCAUAGUGUUCAAAAGAAUUUGCACUUUUGGCAAAGCAGAGCUGAGGGAUCAAAUUCGCGGAAAUUAUACUUUAUGAUGUUUGAGAGAGGGCCACGGGCUCUUAUUGAUGGAACACUUCAGUUGUUGCAACAAUGUAUAGCUGAUGGUGGUCCUUCGUUGCAUCAUGUUUGCCAAUCUGCAUCUUCUUAUAUAUCUGAAAGGCUCACUGUUUUAACCACAUUAAGACGCGGCCUUGCUACUUUUUUGGCUGAGGUAUACAUGGAAGUUGACAGGUGUGGAGAAGCGUUGGUGAAGGAUCCAGAAAAGUCAUUUUCCUCAUUGUUAGUUACAAUAAAUGGUUUAUUUUCAAAUUUGGAGGCAUCAAUUGGUCAUCUACAUGCAACACGCCAGACUGAUUCUUCUGUUGACGGAAGCUAUUCAUUUCCUUUACUAUUUGAGACUCUUCCAGAAGUUAAUUCAGAAGGGUCUCAGUGGAUGGGUUGUGAAAUCAAAGAUGCUAUCAACUUAGUUAACAAAAAUCUACAGAAAUUGGACUCCUAUGUUUCUGUUAUUGUGGCCAAACACCAAAAGCCAAAGAAAGUAACUCAGUACUGGAUUCGCUACACUUGUGGUGCAAUUGGUCUAUCUGUUUGUUCUAUGUGGCUCCUUAGGCAUAGUCGUUUCAUGGGAAGUUCAGAUAUUGACAAUUGGGUUCGUGAAGCAAAGGACUCAACUGUUAGCUUCUUUAGUGAACAUGUGGAGCAACCGCUUGUGUCUAUAAGAGAUGAACUGUUUGAUACAUUUAGGAAGAGACACAAAGGGGUGAUGGAGAUAGAAGAAGUCCAGUUGACUGCCAAUUCUUUGCACAGAAUGUUAUUGGCUUUUAGUGAGCAGACAAAGGGUCAGAUGUUGCCAGAGAAUGCAUCAGAUCAGGAACUACUUGAAAUUGUUAUGAACAGGUAUGAGAAAGAACUUAUGCAUCCUAUUCAAAAUCUGCUAAAUGGAGAGCUUGCUCGUGCUUUGCUCAUCCAGGUUCAGAAGCUAAAACUGGACAUUGAGACGGCAAUGCUUGAAUUGGAUCAGAUUCUCAAGGCAAACGAAAUCAACUUUGCUGUUCUAGCUGCCUUGCCAGCAUUUUUUCUCUCUCUUUCUUUGCUGAUGUUAGUGCGUGCAUGGUUUAAACGGGAUACUAAAGCAGAAGGAAAGGGGAGAAUUGCUCGGCGCCAAAGGAGGCUUCUCUUAGUGGAGGUUGAGAAAAGGAUAAUGCAGUACCAAACAUUUGUUGACCAAGGACUGGAGAACGAGUCACAAUGCAUGUUCGGAUUGAUGUUAUGCAGUUUAGAUCGUCUAUUUCAUGCUGUUGAGAGACAUGCAAAAGAAACUGGUGAAUGGCAAAGUUUGAAACAGGAUAUCUUUGAUCUGGGAAAACCCAGUAUUCAAACUACAUACAAGCUUGUGGUGACAUCGCGAAUGGAGCGUGUCUAUGAGUGCUUGCUUCCUUCAUUGAAACGAUAAUAGCUUUUCUUUUUUGCCGAAACUCUACUAACCACUUUAGAAAAUAAAAUAGAAAAAAAAAAAAAAAAAAAGGCAUACGCCAUGUGGCUAUGUUGCUGUAUGAUUCAAUUUUACGAGGAGCGUCGAGGACUUGAAUUCACAUGGUCACAUGCUCUGAAAAGUUCAUGAUUUUCCAUUGACAUUUGUUAGAUGUUCCUUUUUGUCACUCUGGUUUUGCUUCUGCUGGUUAUAUUCUUAUCAUAACAGCUGUAAUGUAAUCUUUCUGAAUUGCUUCGGUGUAAUGAAAAUUGCAGAGUCAAAGUGCAGAAUUAUGCUCUGUGUCUUUCUUA